This is a messenger RNA of Pollicipes pollicipes, 636 nucleotides long. RefSeq names its product chromatin modification-related protein YNG2. NCBI's taxonomy places the organism in Eukaryota, Metazoa, Arthropoda, Thecostraca, Pollicipedomorpha, Pollicipedidae. The record is from RefSeq and is a predicted model, not a curated record.
CCGUCGCCACCGCCGCCGCCGCCGGUACCCAAGCCGGAGCCGCCGCCGGACACGGUGGAGCGGCGACGCUGGCGGUGUCUGACAUGCGAUGACCAGUCGCAGUCGUACGACGACCUGGUGACGCAUACGUACAUCGCCCACCCGGACGCCGAUCUCCCCCGCUUCCAGGUAGUGGUGACGUACGUGCCGAAGGCGGCGAAGGCGCCGGAGCCGGCCGCGCCGCCAUCGCCGCCGCCACUGCCGACUGGCGACGCCUCGCAGGAGGAGCGCGACGCCGCCAUCUUGGACGCCGCGCGCGUGCGAGGCGCAGAGAAGCGGCGCGCUCCCAGCGCCACUAAGGUGCCUGUCGGUGCCAAGCGGCGCAGCGUACCAGCAAUGGUCAGCCCGAGCUACUCAAACAUGUCGCGUCGCUACCGGGCUCCUCAGCAACCGGCGGUGGCGGCGGCGGCAGCGGCGGACGAGAUGGACAAGCUCUACUGCUAUUGCCAGUCGCCCUACGACGAGGUCAGCGAGAUGAUCGGCUGUGAUAAUGACGACUGUCAACACGAGUGGUUCCACUUCGAGUGUGUCGGCAUAGUGAUCGCUCCCAAGGGCAAGUGGUUCUGCCCGGACUGCGCCGACCGGAACAAGGCCUAG